This is a messenger RNA of Cetraspora pellucida, 489 nucleotides long. The record is from the annotation of a GenBank genome assembly. NCBI's taxonomy places the organism in Eukaryota, Fungi, Glomeromycota, Glomeromycetes, Diversisporales, Gigasporaceae.
AUGGUGUCUGAAGAUAAUGACUCUAUGGUGGAUUUGUUUGGAGGUAGACGGGAGAAGGCUAGACUGGCUGCUCAACGUUUUUCAUCUACAAGGAAUAAGAGAAUGAGGAUUACCCAGGAUCAUAAUUUUGUAAAGAAUGACUCCCAGGAGAAGCAACAGGUUCAAUUUCCAUUGUUUCAAGGAGUCCAGCCAGUCAUUCCGACUUUGAUUCAGCCACAGUCAUUAGUGCAACUGUGGAAUAUGAGUACUUCUCAAAGUUUGGUUAGUCCAUCACUUUCUGAGCAGCAAGUGUCACAAGGUAUUUUCACUUGUAAUUCUGUUAAUAGCCUUCAGCUUCAACAGUUUAAUGAGAGGUUUCGGUUAUCCUCUGGUAAUGUAGGUGUUAAUAGUAAGGCUAUUAAGUACUAUUUAGAUUUCUCUUCAACAAAUGUAAGUUAUAAAUAUUGGAUUAGAAACUUAGCAUUAGUAGUAUUAGAGUUAGAACUAUAA